AUGGAUAUCUUUUACCUGGUUUAUUUUCUGACACACUUUUUUGCUGCAAUCUUUGUAGAUCUUCCAGUCUUCGAGUGGGUGCAAGACAAAUAUCCCUCUCUUUCUGCUGUUCGACGCUUUUAUUUGGACAAAUAUGAUGAUCCAAAUCUGAAAAAUCAUGCUCCAUGGCAGAAUGCUUUAUUCACUUCUGAAGCAUUUAUUCAGCUUCCCUAUUUCUUAUGGGCCUCUUGUAACCUCUGGAAAGGCACACAGAGUCCUAAAUUAUGGCUUUCAAUGUUGAUGUAUGGAAUACAUGCUGCCACGACGACUUGGAUCUGUAUCUUUGAAUUGUAUGCUCAACAAAAAUGGAUUCUUAUCUCUUUUUACCUCCCUUACUUGGUGAUUCCUUUGUUGAUGUCGGUUCACAUGUGCAAGCGAUUAAUAAGAGCCUGCACCGUUGCAGCAUCCCAGUCUUCUGCCACCUCUUCCACUACCCAAAAAAAGUUUAAUGAAUUUCCACAACUAGCAGAAGUCUUAGAAGAUCCUGAUCGAUUUGCAUCUACUUGGCAAACAUUAAAUUUUUCACAACUCCUUUCGAUGCCCAGAUCAUCUGCUUCUGCUCCUACUCCAUUUUCCAUGCCGACGGUUUCUGACGAUGAAUUGUUUGAUGUAGAAGUGCAACGACGAAUUGAAGAGCAAAUUCGUCAAUCAAAUAUUGCAGAAAAUAUGCAAAGCGCCAUCGAAAAUCACCCAGAGGUUUUUGGGCAAGUAUACAUGCUCUUCGUCAAUGUUGAAAUUAAUGGUCAUAAAGUAAAGGCUUUCGUAGACUCAGGAGCUCAAGCCACCAUUUUGUCUGCUGAUUGUGCUUCACGAUGUGGGUUGACUCGAUUGUUGGAUACGAGAUUUUCAGGUGUCGCGAAGGGUGUGGGCAUGGCAAAAAUUUUGGGCUCCGUACACAGUGCUCCUUUGAAGAUUGGGGACUUAUUCCUUCCUUGUCGUUUUACUGUAAUUGAGGGUCGUGACGUUGAUAUGCUUCUUGGUUUAGACAUGUUACGCAGAUACCAAGCAUGCAUCGACUUGGAAAAUAAUGUUCUUCGAAUCCAUGGUCAGGAGGUUCCUUUCUUAGGAGAAUCUGAAAUUCCAAAAAUGCAAGCAUCUGUGGAACCUUCUGCUGCUUCCCAGGGACUCGGCAUUGAGGCUGAUCCUUCAGUCGCUUCUGCCUCAGCUGCCUCUGUUGGAUCCCGUUUAGGUACAAAAGGUGAUACUGCACCAUCUCCAAGCGUUCCGGCAGCUUCAACUUCCUCUAGUAAUCCUAUCGUUAACACAUCAGGAGAUCCCACAGUUGAGUCGAAGAUUGCUCAACUUACUGGCAUGGGCUUUGAUCCGUUAGAAGCUGCUCAGGCUUUGGAAGCUGCUAAUGGAGAUAUUGAUGUUGCGGCUUCUUUCCUUUUAUAA
Molecule: messenger RNA, 1434 nt
Organism: Schizosaccharomyces cryophilus OY26
Lineage: Eukaryota; Fungi; Ascomycota; Schizosaccharomycetes; Schizosaccharomycetales; Schizosaccharomycetaceae
Product: UBA domain-containing protein Mud1
Exons: 3
Coding region: 1-1434 (477 amino acids)
Biological process (GO): proteolysis
Molecular function (GO): protein binding; aspartic-type endopeptidase activity
Source: RefSeq, a predicted model, not a curated record